Messenger RNA from Neocloeon triangulifer, 494 nucleotides. RefSeq lists its product as uncharacterized. The record is from RefSeq and is a predicted model, not a curated record. NCBI's taxonomy places the organism in Eukaryota, Metazoa, Arthropoda, Insecta, Ephemeroptera, Baetidae. The coding region runs from base 97 to 483 and encodes 128 amino acids. The transcript is spliced from 4 exons.
CUUUAUAUCCUUAGUUUGGUGAUUGGUUUGGUGGUUGUUUUGAUUUGGUGCGGCCGACGUAAUUGCCAUCAACAAGAGAAAAGGACGAAAAAAGAGAUGCCGUGUUUUGUGAUCUGGUCUGGUUCUGGUUGGGAAUUUUUGUGUCACACAUUUGACGUUUUUAUUCACAAAAGUGAGGCCAAAGUUCCUAAAUUGGCAACCGCUCUGAAUUCGUCCUGCGGCCCUCAUUCGGCCACUUCGUAUAAAAGCACCCAAGACGGCCAAGACACAAAAGCAUGCUUUCGUCGCCCAGACAGGGACUGGGGACUAUGCAACUUCUGCUCAAAACUAAUUACAUAUACAUAUCAAGAUCAGUCCUGUAUUAUAUUGCAGCAACUUGAUUAUAUGUAUAUCAAAGACUGGAAGGAUCUGAAUAUAAACUCAUGCCAGGAAAAGAGAGGAUUGGAAAACUUUUAUCUUUUGAGUGCUAAAAGGAGUCUUUAAAGAAAAUACAU